Molecule: messenger RNA, 5022 nt
Organism: Mytilus californianus (California mussel)
Lineage: Eukaryota; Metazoa; Mollusca; Bivalvia; Mytilida; Mytilidae
Product: nucleolar and coiled-body phosphoprotein 1-like
Exons: 7
Coding region: 30-3212 (1060 amino acids)
Cellular component (GO): nucleolus; nucleoplasm
Source: RefSeq, a predicted model, not a curated record
UCCGGUCCUUUGAUUUGCGUGGUCUCGAAAUGGCUACAGCUGGUGAUCCUCAGAAAAAAGAAGUUUUACCCUUUGUAUACCAAUAUCUGAAAGAUUUAUGUUUUGAUGGAGCAAAACAAUUAAAGGAAACAUUCAAAGUAAACCUACCACCGAAAGGGUCACCAAAGCUUGAAGAUGUUUACACAGUAUGGCAGAGUUCUAAUGGAAAAAGGAAAAAUGGAGACACGCCCACUUCUGGUAACAAAAAGGCAAAGACUGAAUCAUCGUCAGACUCCUCGGAUAGCAGUGACUCAGAAGAUGAGAAGGCUCAGAAACAGAAAGAUAAAACACCAACGAAGAAGAGAGGAAGACAGUCAUCAAGCUCUAGCUCCUCUGACUCGUCUGAUGAUGACUCUGCUAAAAAACCAGCAGUUAAAAAAGUAGCUGUAACGUCAAAAACUGGAAACAAGCCUGUUGUAACACCCAAGAAGAAGGCAAACAAUGACAGCAGUGGUACAUCUGAUUCUGAUGCAGAUUCUGAAAGCUCUGAUAAUGAAUCAUCAAAAAAAGUUCCUGCCAAGAAAAAGCAGCCAUCAUAUAACAAUGUGCCACCACCAGGAGCUCUUACACCAAAAGGAAAAAGUCCUGCAGCAAAAAAUAAAAAAGCAGAGAGUAGUUCUAGCGAUAGUUCAUCAGAUGAAGAGGAUAAAAAGAAGGCAAAGAAACCAAUUACACCUGCAAAAUUAGCCUCCAAAACUUCAACUCCAGCCAAGAAACCAGACAGUUCUAGUAGCAGUGAGUCUGAUAGCUCUGAAGAUGAGACUAAGGCAGCUAAAAAAACAAAAACAGCUGUGAAAAAGGCUGUUACUCCAUCUAAACAGAAAAAGGAGUCCAGUAGUAGUGAUGACUCUGACAGUUCUGAGGAUGAGAAGAAAAAAACAGUAAAAAAGACUGUCACUAAACAAACUACCCCAGCCAAGAAAAAAGCUGAAUCCAGUAGCAGUGAUUCUUCUGAUAGUUCAGAAGACGAGAAACCUAAAACAGCUGCAAAGGCAGCUACACCUAAAGCAAAGGCUGCCACACCAGCAAAGAAGACACCAACAAUGAAAAAAGCUGAAUCAAGUAGCAGUGAUUCUUCUGAUAGUUCAGAAGACGAGAAACCUAAAACAGCUGCAAAGGCAGCUACACCGAAAGCAAAUAAUGCUACUCCGGCAAAGACACCAACAAAGAAAAAAGCUGAAUCUAGUAGCAGUGAUUCUUCUGAUAGUUCUGAAGAUGAGAAACCUAAAACAGCUGCAAAGGCAGCUACACCUAAAGCAAAGGCUGCUACUCCAGCAAAAAAGACCCCAACAAAGAAAAAAGCUGAAUCUAGUAGCAGUGAUUCUUCUGAUAGUUCUGAAGAUGAGAAACCUAAGUCCUCUGUGAAAGCUGCUACUCCGGCAAAGAAGACACCAACAAAGAAAAAAGCCGAUUCUAGUAGCAGUGAUUCUUCUGAUAGUUCAGAAGAUGAGAAACCUAAAACAGCUGUAAAGGCGACUACACCUAAAACAAAUAAUGCCACUCCAGCAAAAAAGACACCAUCGAAGAAAAAAGCUGUAUCUAGUAGCAGUGAUUCUUCUGAUAGUUCAGAAGAUGAGGAACCUAAAACAGCUGCAAAGGCAGCUACACCUAAAGCAAAGGCUGCUACUCCAGCAAAAAAUACACCAACAAAGAAAAAAGCUGAAUCUAGUAGCAGUGAUUCUUCUGAUAGUUCAGAAGAUGAGAAACCUAAAACAGCUACAAAGGCAGUUACACCUAAAGCAAAGGCUGCUGCUCCAGCAAAGAAGACACCUAUGAAGAAAAAGGCUGAAUCUAGCAGCAGUGAUUCUUCUGAUAGUUCAGAAGAUGAGAAACCUAAAACAGCUGCAAAGGCGACUACACCUAAAACAAAAAAUGCCACUCCAGCAAAGAAGACACCAACGAAGAAAAAAACUAAAUCUAGUAGCAGUGAUUCUUCUGAUAGUUCAGAAGAUGAGAAACCUAAAACAGCUGCAAAGGCGACUACACCUAAAACAAAUAAUGCCACUCCAGCAAAAAAGACACCAACGAAGAAAAAAACUGAAUCUAGUAGCAGUGAUUCUUCUGAUAGUUCAGAAGAUGAGAAACCUAACACAGCUGCAAAGGCAGCUACACCUAAAGCAAAUGCUGCUACUCCGGCAAAGAAAACACCAACAAAGAAAAAAGCUGAAUCCAGUAGCAGUGACUCUUCUGAUAGUUCAGAAGAUGAGAAACCUAAAACACCUGCAAAGGCGACUACACCUAAAGCAAAGGCUGCUACUCCGAAGAAAAAAGCAGAUUCAAGUAGCAGUGAUUCUGAUAGCUCUGAUGACGAUAAAAAAGCUAAAACAACAAGUAAGCAGGGAUCAAAAAGCAAUACGCCAGUUGCUAAAUCAGUGACACCCAAGACCAAAAAGGAGAGCUCUAGCAGUGAAUCAGAUUCUGACAGUUCCGAUGAAGAAAAAAAUAAAAAGCAAACAAAAAAAGCAUUAACACCUAACAAUAAAUUAAAUAGUUCUAAGACUACUAAAAAGGAUAGUUCAAGUGAUUCAGACAGUUCAAGUGAAUCAGACUCAAAUAAGAAAAGUAAAAACACUGCUGUAAAUAAUAAAAAAGUGAAUACAAGUGUAAACAAUAAGUCAAAAAAAGACAGUAGUUCUUCUGACUCAGACAGUUCAGAUUCAGAGGAAGAGAAAAAAGUAAUUAAAUCAGGUGUAAAAUCACUGAAUAAUUCCACAGUUAAAACACCUAAACAGACACCUAUUAAAAAAGUGGAUUCAGACAGUUCGUCUGAUAGUUCUGAUUCAGAUUCAGGAAAGAAGCCAUUAACAUCUACACCAGCUGUUAAUGGUAUGGUUAAUGGGAAGGGUAGUAGCAGUUCUGGAGAGGACUCUGGUGUGGCAAUGAUGAAUGGAAAGGAUGAAAAAACUCCGAAGAAAAAGUCCAAGGAAGAGAACAAAAAGACUCCAUUUAGAAGAGUACAAACAGAAUCUAUAGACGUGGAUGAUCGACUCAAGGACAAUUCUUUUGAAGCCAAGUCUGGUGCUUAUGGAUCCUGGGGAGAGAAGGCUAACAAAGACCUCAAGUUUACAAAAGGUAAAUCAUUCAGACAUGAAAAGACAAAGAAAAAACGAGGAAGUUACAGAGGAGGAGCUAUAGAUACAAGUGUUCAUUCUAUUAAGUUUGAUGAUGAAUAACAUUUAUUUAUUUAAUAUGAAUAUCAAUGUCAUGAGAAGAAUUGUAUAAGAUAUAUAAGGUGUUUGUCUUUUUUAAAUGCUGAAUUUUUCACUUAAUCAUGUCCCUGUUUAAGAACAGUAUUAUUUAUAGGUUACAAGUUUCAUGGAUUUCUACAAGUACUUUCAUAGUAACACUCCAGAAACUAAAUGAAUUGAAACUCGUAGGAUAAAGUUUAUCAUAUCAUGUGAUGGUACCUAAGAAUUGUAACUUGAAACUUUUUCCACAAAUAGAAUUACCACAAAUAGAAUUGUUUUGAAGACAAGUUUUUGAUAUUGGGACAUCAUGGAAUAUUUAAUAAUUGAAUAGGAACUUCUGGUUUGCAAAUGUCAAUAAUCUUGGUGUACAGUUAACAUUUACCUUUAUGUUUAUACUUAUCUGAAUAAAAACAUUGGAGUAAUUUAUCUGUUGAAUUGUGUAUAUUUUUUAUUUCCUUGGUGCUUUUUUCCAAUAGAAAUGAAUGUUUGUUGUGAAAAGAAUUCACUAUUUUCAGUGCAAUAGCAAUGAAGUCAUUUCUCUUAAACUAAAGUGGUCAAUAAUUUGUAUUUAAUGAAAUAUUUUCUAGUCCUGUUCAAAACAUUUUUAGAACUUAAUCACCUUAAUCCAUUACAGUAACUUCGUUAAAAUUGUUUUCACUUUAUGUAUUGCUCUAUUUCACUUAACAUUAUUUGGUUUAUUCAGAGAUAUCCGUCGUUUCAGAAUCUAAUGCAUUCUGGGUAAUAUUUUCAAAAGCAUACAGGAAAACUUUGUGAUAGGCUAACAUUAUCAUUGAUAAUGAAUAUGAUAUACAAUACUAAAACAAUGAUGUGAUAUUAUUUUCAUUAUGGGGUACAAAUAAUGAAAUUACCCAUAAUCCAUUAGAUUCUGAAACAGCAAAUUGAUUGAUGAUUGAAGUAUGUAGAAAAAAGCCCAAACAUAUAAUCGCUCAUAUAUAUUAUGGAGGUUUUGUUGUUAUGCUAUUUUAUCAUUUUAUGUCUUUAUUGUCUAUGGACAUCAUACAAUUUAAAAAAAAGUAUUUAAUUGUUACAUUUCUGAUUAGAAAAUGUUCAUUUUACCUUAAAUACUUUUGUUCAUUUCAUUCCCAAAAGACAUGGUAAUAUUUUUGUUGUCAUUAUUGUUGAAAUAAUAUGUAAACCUCAUUUAGAUUUCAUUGAUAAUGAAUAUGAUAUACAAUACUAAAUGGGACAAGUUUCCAGAAAAAGUACACAAGUUUCAACUUAAGUCGUCAAAAAGUAAUUAUAUUAUGCCCCUUUAAGUAUUAACUCCAAGCCUGUUAAGAUGCUAGGGGUUUAUUAUAUUACUAUUCAUGGGAUAAUAAUUUCCAUUCUUUUUUACAUGGUAAGAACAAGUGUUUUAGAUCUUCCAUUGUAUUUGCAACAAAUAUUACACUUCACUGAAUUCCCUAUAGUAAAAACUAAUUGGACAGUGAAAAUGAAUGUAUUCUUUGAUACUUCUGGUAGUAUUUUGUUCAGGGACAGUGAAACAUAUUUUUCUUUGAUACUUCUGAUAGAAUUUAUUUUGUUCACAUCUAGAUGUAGGCUAUUAAAUUAUCAUAUUUUUCAAAAAGUAUUUCUUCACAAAUAUGUUGUCUGGUGUAACAACAGUAAAACUGAUUACAAAACAAUAGUUUUGCAUGCACAGAAUUCUAUCGGAUUGUAAUAUUAUACAUUUUGAUCCUAUAAUGUUAAACAAUGGCAGAGUUUUAUUUUAGAACUGAAUGCAUACUUGUACUUUGUUAUAUCAAAAAAUCAUAAUAAACAGGUACACAAUGAA